This is a messenger RNA of Thyridium curvatum, 1116 nucleotides long. RefSeq lists its product as uncharacterized. The coding region runs from base 1 to 1116 and encodes 371 amino acids. NCBI's taxonomy places the organism in Eukaryota, Fungi, Ascomycota, Sordariomycetes, Thyridiales, Thyridiaceae. The record is from RefSeq and is a predicted model, not a curated record. The transcript is spliced from 2 exons.
AUGUCUCUUUCAUCACUCCUUUCGGUCGCGGCAUUGGUGGCCGUGGCCAACGCACACGGUGCUAUUAUCAACGCCCAAGGUCUCGCUGGCUCGCCCCCUAGUGUUGGUUUCGCAGUUGACAAGUCCAUCGCUCGGAACUGCACGACCAUCUCUCCCUGCCAGCUGGACGCCACCAUCAUCCGUGACGCCGAGAUCAAGGCCAACAUCGUCAACGAGUGCGGGCGUACCGAGCUCGCCGGCAACAUCGACGUGGGUGAGAGCACCGAGGCCGCGCUGCGGUUAGGCCAGGUCACCCAGGUCAAGGCCGGCAGCAAGAUCACGGUCACCAUCCACCAGGUCAACGCCGAUGGAGCGGGUCCCUACGCCUGCGACCUCGACGAGGAGAGCAACGCCGGCAUAAUCAGCCAGAACCUGACCGUGACCAACAACGUGCCCGGAGUCAACGGCUUCUCCGAGGCCAAGGCGCAGGACUUCAACAUCACCGUGACCAUGCCUGACAAGUUCACCUGCACCGGAGCCUCGACCGGCAACGUCUGCACCGUGCGCUGCCGCAACAACGCCGUCGCCGGGCCCUUCGGCGGCUGCUUCGCCGUGCAGCAGACCGACACCAAGCCCAAGAGCAACACGCCCCAGAACAUCGCCACCCUCCAGAGCCUCGACGACGUGAUGGCGCAGAUCGAGCAGAACAAGAAGGACCUGCCCGCCGCCGUCAAGGCCAACCAGAACGCCGGCUCAAAGGAGGGUCUGCAGAACGCCGCCGCUGUUAGCGCGCUGCUCGGCCAGUCCGCGGCGCCCAGCGUCACCCAGAGCGCCAGCCCCGUCGCCACCUCUGCGGCGGCCGGCAACGGCAAGGGAAAUGGCCGGAACCGCGGCAAGGCGAACGGCCGGAACCGCGGCAAGGGCAACGGCAAGAACAACGGCCAAACCAACAACGCCGGCCAGCAGGGCAACACGCAGAACAACGGCCAGCAGGGCAACGGCAGGGCCAACAACGGAGGCAACCGCAACGGCAACAACCGCCAGCAGCAGCAGCAGCAGCAGCCGCAGAGGAGGGCUAGCUUUUUCCGCAGCGCCAAGCGAUAUGUCGUCGACUACGACAACGGCAGCGAUGCCUAG